CUGUGUCAUCAAGGGGGUCUAUUAAGUUUCUUUUAAGGAUCACUUUAAAUAGUUAGCUGCUGUGUGUCACUCUCUGUAAUGUAUCUCUCCGGAUGUUUUUUUUAUUAAUCAUUUCUUACACUUGAUGUUACAGUAUUUUGUCCGGCAGAGGAGCUCCUGUUGCUGCUAAACUCCAGACUGCGAACAACAGAGCCAACAUGGAGAACAGCAAGCCAGUGAAGGAGGUGCUCCCCCUGCCUCGACACCCUUCCUCACUCCCUGUGACCUCAUCCUGUCCUGCUGCCUCUUUAAAAGGACACACCACAGGCUCUAUCCAGCAUGUGCAGGUGGCAUCCUCAGUGGUGUCAUCGUUCAGCCAUCUGAAGCCUCCAGAGAGGGAUCUCAGUCUGAUGUCUCACAUGAAGUCUAUAAAGUCUCUGAGACACGCUGGCAUCACUGCAGUCUUCACUGGACAAGCGAAGCUGGACAGUGAGCAUCUAUUGGAGGAAGUGCCAAUAGUAGAUGUGAUUUUGGCCGACAUCGACUCCCUGGUGCCCACCCACGAUGAAGCAGGCCGGCCCAUAGCGGAGUGGAAACGACAGGUGAUGGUGCGGCAGCUGCAGGUCAGGCUGCAGGCAGAGGAGGAGCAGAGGAGACAGGACCUCCCUGACGACUGCACACCAGUGGAUGGUUGGAAGUACUCACAAGCCCACAACGCAGUCUUGGGGCCCUUUGGUGAGCUCCUAACAGAGGACGACAUGGUGUACCUUCAACAGCAGAUUGAGACUGUUUCGCUGCAGAAGCGCUGCCAGGCCUACGAGCUGGAGCUCACCAGGCUGACCGAGGAGCUGAGAUCCAUUUUGCCUGAGCAGAUUCUAAACAUCUCCCUCAAUAAAGAGGUUCUACAGCAGAUGGAUGCGGGGAAAAUGCAGCUGACUUUGCCAGUGUGGUGCAGCCGUGUCUCUGAGAUUGUCAAGAAUAUGUCACAGCUGGUCUCUAAUCUGACUCAAACCACAGAAGAAGGGGGCGAGAUGGGGAUAGUUAAAGGCAUGAAGGAGGAGAUGAAGGGUUUGCAGGGGGUAAGAGACAGUUUAGGAUUUUAUUUCGAGCAGGAAUUGAUGGGAGAGACAGUGCCAACACAUGGGGACACCUCUAGCGGAUGUAAAAUUCCUCAUAUAGGAAUGGCGUCAGCUUUCAGCCAUCGCCUGGAGACCAACAGCUACAGCAGAGCACGCAGGGAGAGGGUAGAGAGGGAGAUCCAACAGUCUGGGGUGUCGGUCAGAAAUCUCCGAACUAACUUUGAAGGUCAGAUUGGGGGUAUCUAUCCCUUUGCCGGGGUUGUGAAAGGAGACCAAGUAGCACUUGGAGCAUCAGGAGUUAAGAAACAGAACACCAACACAGUCCUCCACUGUGAGGAUAAACAUUAUCCUUCUAAAAAUGUCACACCUGUGAUGGAGAGUACUAGUUUAAGAAAAGAGCGUAUAGUGGUGCUGUUCCUGAGCCACUGGAAGAAAUCUGCAUAUGCUAUUUCAGUGAGAGCAGCCAAGCAGGGACAAGGACAGAAAUUAGUUGCUGGGAGGGAAACAGAAGCUUCAACCUCAGAGAAAAUCCCCUCCAUGUUUCAGUUCUGCAAACAAAGAGGCGCUGUGGACAAGAUGCUCAACUCCUGGAGGGUUAAACUAGAACUUAAAGAUGCACAAAAGUCGCAUUUGUCCUCCUCUAACUCUUCCCAAAAUCCACCGCUUCGGGGGAUAUACUCUCCGGAGCAAUUCCUGCCAGAUGUCGAUGGUGUCGCAGUGACCCACGACAGCCUGACGCUUGACCUCUUCAUGCUGGGAUACUUUCACAUCCUGGAGCAAGAGCUGUCACCCGAGGAGAGGAAGAUGAGGCACCUCCUCUGCUUUGAAGUCUUCGACCGCGUCGGCAGUUUCCCUUGGGAGAUGGUGAGGGACUUCCACAAGGCUGUUCUCCGGGAGAUCCAAGCUGAGAGGCGACAGUGGAGCAGCGGCUUCGAGGACAUCAGCGUUCGCUUCUUUGGAGACGCCAAACCGCACUGUCCAUCCCAAUCAUCAAGUUGCACACUUGUACCCAAAGUAGUAGUUCAAACUGCUUCUUCAGAUGAGAAUGGAGGUGACACUGACUUCUCCUGUUUCAACAAUGAAGAAAUUUGUAAAUACAUUGACCGCAGCUUCACGUUCUGGAAGGAGAAGGAGGCCGAGCUGUUUGAUUUUGAACAAUAGCAAGGUGUAUUUCAUGUUUUUGCACAAAAUGAAAACGUGUUGGUGUAUAUAGUUUGGCUAAAUGAGCAGUGUUGUAAAAUACUUUCGAGGAGGCAUCAGUAAUGUAUUACCAUUGCAGACUUACUUGAGAAGGCAUUUUAAAGUAAUUGCAAUGUUAAUGGAGAGUUAGUUGAAUGGUACCAAUAAUAAAGGUGUUUGUUGGAAAGCAGAUGCUUCAUUGAGAAGUUCGUUUUAAUGGCUGUGAAAAUAGUUGUUGAUGAAUAGUAGGAAG
Molecule: messenger RNA, 2490 nt
Organism: Labrus mixtus (cuckoo wrasse)
Lineage: Eukaryota; Metazoa; Chordata; Actinopteri; Labriformes; Labridae
Gene: espnlb
Product: espin like b
Exons: 5
Coding region: 198-2219 (673 amino acids)
Biological process (GO): actin filament bundle assembly
Cellular component (GO): cytoplasm
Molecular function (GO): actin filament binding
Source: RefSeq, a predicted model, not a curated record